This is a messenger RNA of Belonocnema kinseyi, 2065 nucleotides long. RefSeq names its product potassium voltage-gated channel protein Shaker (gene shaker). The transcript is spliced from 8 exons. The coding region runs from base 419 to 1969 and encodes 516 amino acids. NCBI's taxonomy places the organism in Eukaryota, Metazoa, Arthropoda, Insecta, Hymenoptera, Cynipidae. Gene Ontology annotation, cellular component: voltage-gated potassium channel complex; membrane. The record is from RefSeq and is a predicted model, not a curated record. Gene Ontology annotation, molecular function: delayed rectifier potassium channel activity; protein binding. Gene Ontology annotation, biological process: potassium ion transmembrane transport; protein homooligomerization.
GAACGCACGGUUUUACUCCGAUUCGACGGUACUCCUCUCAGUGCAAGCAAAACGACGACGGGGUGGUGGGUGGUCGCGAGGUAGAUCCUUCCGCCCAGAGGAAAAGAGAUCGCAGUGUAACGUGCGCGAUGCCGUCGACGGUGCGAUGCUUCGAGACCCGAGCGAGUCUCCGAUCGAGGCAAUACUCGAAAUCCUGAUCCUGAUCCUGACCCUAAUGAGGCCUUAUCAGCACUAUCUCAAUAAUUCUCAAUAAUUCUCAAUAUCUCGAAAACUCCUUCCGAAAUCCAAAUCUUCCGUCCUAAAGUGUCAAGUUCAGUGGGUUCUGUCGCCCCUCUCACGGUAAGAGAGAGACGAAAGCUAGGGAGAAGGAUCUUCUACUUGGAACUGAAACUGAAUCAAGCAGCCACCCUCAUGCACCAUGCAAAUGAUCUUGGUGGCUGGCGGAUCGCUGCCAAAGCUCAGCAGCCAGGACGAAGAUGGGCCAAACCCUCACACACAAUACACAGGCGUCACACACUUCGAGCCCAUACCACACGAUCAUGACUUUUGCGAGAGGGUCGUCAUCAACGUGAGCGGACUAAGGUUUGAGACGCAACUGCGUACGUUGAACCAAUUUCCGGAUACACUGCUUGGCGACCCCGCAAGGCGGAUCCGUUAUUUCGACCCGCUUCGCAAUGAAUAUUUCUUCGAUCGAAAUCGACCCUCGUUCGAUGCAAUUCUCUAUUACUACCAGAGUGGUGGAAGACUUCGCCGUCCAGUUAACGUACCCCUCGAUGUCUUCUCGGAGGAAAUUAAGUUUUAUGAAUUGGGAGAGAUGGCGACAAAUAAAUUUAGGGAGGACGAAGGUUUCAUCAAGGAGGAAGAAAAGCCGCUACCGUCGCACGAGUUCCAGAGGAAGAUUUGGUUACUGUUCGAGUAUCCUGAGAGCUCGCAAGGGGCGAGAGUUGUUGCCAUCAUUUCCGUGUUCGUGAUUCUUCUCUCGAUUGUAAUUUUUUGUCUGGAAACACUUCCUGAAUUUAAGCAUUAUAAAGUGUUCAACACCACGACGAACGGUACGAAAAUCGAGGAGGACGAAGUGCCGGACAUUACGGACCCGUUCUUCCUAAUAGAAACUAUUUGUAUAAUCUGGUUCACAUUCGAGUUAUCGGUGCGCUUCCUCGCCUGUCCAAAUAAGCUAAACUUCUUCCGUGACGUUAUGAACAUCAUCGAUAUCAUCGCCAUCAUUCCGUACUUCAUCACAUUAGCCACUGUUGUGGCCGAGGAGGAGGACACGCUGCAUCUCCCGAAGGCUCCGGUUAGCCCGCAAGACAAAAGCACCAAUCAAGCGAUGUCCCUCGCGAUUCUCAGGGUGAUCAGGCUGGUCAGAGUAUUCCGAAUAUUUAAACUCUCCAGGCAUAGUAAAGGUCUUCAAAUUCUCGGCCGAACUCUAAAGGCAUCCAUGCGAGAGCUCGGUCUGCUCAUUUUUUUCCUUUUCAUUGGAGUGAUCCUGUUCAGCUCGGUCGUCUACUUCGCGGAGGCUGGAUCUCAGGACAGCUUCUUCAAAUCGAUACCAAACGCGUUUUGGUGGGCGGUGGUCACAAUGACGACCGUGGGCUACGGGGACAUGAGGCCCGUGGGAGUGUGGGGAAAAAUCGUUGGUUCGCUCUGCGCGAUCGCUGGUGUCCUGACGAUUGCCUUGCCAGUUCCUGUCAUCGUUUCCAACUUCAACUACUUUUAUCAUCGAGAGACUGAUCAGGAAGAAAUGCAGUCACAAAAUUUCAAUCAUGUGACUAGCUGUCCAUAUCUUCCUGGCACAUUAGGUCAGCACAUGAAGAAGAGCUCGAUGUCGGAGUCGUCGUCGGACAUAAUGGAGCUUGAGGAGGGUCUUAUAAUAACCCCCCAUCCGGAGGUUACUAAAAAGUCCAUCUGCAAUCCCCACCAUAAUAACAACAUCAACAUAGCCUGUAUGAUCGUUGAGACUGACGUCUGACUACUAGAUUUAUCUGAUGAAGACUGCAACGUGGAUCUUCGGUAAAUGGGACGCGUGCCUUCCGGCUAAAGUUCAACUAAAACUUGACACGGUUAA